AUGCAUAAUCAUCCAACAAAUGAUGAUCAUGAUUCAGAGUCAUCUCGACGAGAUGAUCAUAAUGAAUCAUCAUCUUCGUCAGAGUAUGAUUCCAAUCAAUCUUCUUCAGAUGAAGAUUCUUCUUCUAGUGAAGAAGAAGAAAAAUUAAUGUUAAAACCUAUAUUUGUAUCUAAAUCAAAACGACAAUCACAAGAUCAACUCACACCGACCACAAAUAGUAAAGAUAUAACCAUAUCAAAAUUAGAUAAUCUAACUCAAGAUGAUAAACUCGAUGUAUCUAAUCUUAAUGAUGAUAAUAAUUUCGAUGGUAUAGAUGAUACAGAUGAUAUUGAUCCUGAACAAGAGUAUAAUGCAUGGAAACAACGAGAAUUAAAUCGAUAUAAUCGGGAUCAAUUAAUCCUUCAACAACAAGAUUCAACCAAAGAUGAUCAAUUAAGACGAAGUCAAUUGAAUGAAACUCAACUCAUUAAAGAAUUCAAUAAUAGGAAAAUACAACCUAAUGAUGAAAGUAUCAAUACUACGAAAUCAAAUGAUAAGUAUCAUAAAGGGGCAUUUUAUCAUGAUAAUGAUGAUAUUCAACAGAAAUUCUUAAAACGGAAUUAUUCACCUAAUGACAAUGAUAAUGAUGAUAAUGAUAAUGGGAAAGAUCAUUCAAGACCGACAAAGUUAAAAUUUAAAAAGAUUGUUUAG
Molecule: messenger RNA, 690 nt
Organism: Scheffersomyces coipomensis
Lineage: Eukaryota; Fungi; Ascomycota; Pichiomycetes; Serinales; Debaryomycetaceae
Exons: 1
Coding region: 1-690 (229 amino acids)
Biological process (GO): mRNA splicing, via spliceosome
Cellular component (GO): U2-type spliceosomal complex
Molecular function (GO): RNA binding
Source: RefSeq, a predicted model, not a curated record